Messenger RNA from Grosmannia clavigera kw1407, 1032 nucleotides. Its product is annotated as transcription initiation protein. The record is from RefSeq and is a predicted model, not a curated record. Lineage: Eukaryota; Fungi; Ascomycota; Sordariomycetes; Ophiostomatales; Ophiostomataceae. Gene Ontology annotation, molecular function: RNA polymerase II general transcription initiation factor activity; TBP-class protein binding. Gene Ontology annotation, biological process: transcription initiation at RNA polymerase II promoter; transcription preinitiation complex assembly. Bases 1 to 1032 code for a protein of 343 amino acids. The transcript has a single exon. Gene Ontology annotation, cellular component: nucleus; transcription preinitiation complex.
AUGGCUGCUAUAGAUGCGUCGUCUAAAGAGCCGUUCAGGGAAAAUCUUGAUAAUAUCCUCAUCUGUCCCGACUGCAAAGAAUACCCGCCCAAUCUGGUCGAAGAAUUCUCCAGUGGCGAUAUGGUUUGUGAUUCCUGUGGCCUAGUUGUUGGGCCACGAAUCAUCGACAGCAGAUCGGAAUGGCGUACCUUUGCCAACGAUGACCAGGGCAACGAUGAUCCUUCUCGGGUUGGUGAGAGUGCGAAUGCUCUAGCCAACGACGAGGGGCUGCGCACUCAGGUUGACAUGCGUGCGGCCAAUGGAAGAUUAGCAGGCAAACUCAACAGCAUCAACAAAAAAUCGCAGUCCGAGAAGCUCAACAGCGACCUCCAGGAGGGAUAUCGUGCUAUUAGCACCCUCGUCGACAUGAUGCAGACCGCCCCAAUUGUGAAUACCACUGCGUCACAUAUCUACAAGCUGGCAUAUGAAAAUGGUCAACUCAAAGGAAAGCCCCGUGAGGCUGUCAUUGCCGGAUGCAUAUUCAUCGCAUGUAGGCAGUGUGGCGUUCCUCGCACGUUUCGAGAGAUCUAUGCAAUCACUCGCGUGACAAAGAAGGAAAUUGGCCGUGUGUUUAAGUCGCUCGAGAGCUUUUUGUCCAAAAUACAGGAACGCAACCCUCAGGCCAGUGCCGCCCAAGGUGUCAAAGAUUACAAGGCGUCAAGCUCUACCAGCGCCGAGGAGCUUUGCACACGCUAUUGCAGCCUAUUAGGUUUUCGGAAUACUCCUCGUGUGGAGAAAAUUUCAAAGGCUUUGGCUCGCAAAACCACCUCCAUUCCCGAUCUAGCGGGCCGCUCACCUCUGUCCGUGGCUGCCGCAUGCAUAUACUUCGCGUCACAAUACUUGGAGGACCCGCGCGCGUCAAAAGAUAUUGCAUCUAUUGCCGGUGUCAGCGACGGCACCAUUAAAACGGCUUAUCGGUUUCUGUACAAUGCGAGAGACAGUCUUGUCGAGCCAGAUUGGAAUGGCAACCUAGCCAACCUACCUACAAGCUAA